Messenger RNA from Dendrobium catenatum, 1585 nucleotides. Its product is annotated as beta-glucuronosyltransferase GlcAT14C. The record is from RefSeq and is a predicted model, not a curated record. The coding region runs from base 102 to 1331 and encodes 409 amino acids. The transcript is spliced from 4 exons. Gene Ontology annotation, molecular function: glucuronosyltransferase activity. Lineage: Eukaryota; Viridiplantae; Streptophyta; Magnoliopsida; Asparagales; Orchidaceae. Gene Ontology annotation, cellular component: membrane.
UAGUGAUUUCGAUUUUUAAGCUCACCACCGGCGAGUUUGUUGGCGCUGUCAUGUCUGGAACUUAGCCCUAUUCGCCGGAAAGAUUUCAAAUUUCUGAGCUGAUGAGGAAGCCCCAUCGCCCCGUCACUGGCAACGAUCUCCUUCACCGGAACAAAGUCCUAGCUCUUCUCCUCGGUCUUCCUAUCCUCGCAUUUUUCCUACUUCUACCAGCCCUUCGUCGCGGCCAUACUUCCCCUAACAGCUCUUCUGGUACCCUCCCUUUUUCCGCCGAUCGUCAGCCUCCCAAGCUUGCAUACUUGAUCUCUGCUACCCGUGGCGAGGGGCGUCGUGUCAAGCGGCUUCUUAAAUCGGUAUACCACCCGUGGAACUAUUACCUUCUGCACGUAGACCUUGCUGCAUCGCCCGAGGAGCGGCAGGAUCUGAAGGAGUACGUCGGAUCUGAGCCGGUAUUUGUUAAGUUCGGUAAUGUGCAGGUGGUGGAGAACGCUGAAGUGGUAAGGUUCAAAGGGCCGACGAUGAUGUCCUCCACGCUUCACGCUGCAGCCAUUUUGUUGAGAGAGGCUAAAGAUUGGAGCUGGUUUAUAAACCUUGAUGCAGCUGAUUAUCCUCUCAUAUCCCAGGAUGAUCUUAUUCAUAUUCUAUCAUUCUUGCCGAGGGAUCUAAACUUUGUCGAGCACACAAGUAAUAUUGGUUGGAAAGAGCAUCAAAGGGCUAGGCCUAUUAUUGUUGAUCCAGGGUUAUAUGGCUCUGAUAAAACAGAAGUGUUUUGGGCCAAAGACAAAAGAUCCUUGCCUUCGUCUUUCAAAUUAUUUGUAGGCUCCUCUUGUGUGAUUUUAAGCUGGCCUUUUCUCGAAUUCUGCAUCUUGGGUUGGGAUAACCUUCCUCGAACAUUGUUGAUGUACUAUACAAAUUUUCUAGCUUCCAGUGAAGGCUACUUCCACACUGUUAUAUGUAAUUCAAUGGACUUUCAGAAUACCACCAUAAACCAUGAUCUACGUUUUAAGAUGUGGGAUGACCAGCCCCGUCAAAGCCCCAUGAACUUGACUUCAGAGCAUUUUAGCCAGAUGGUGGACAGUGGAGCUCCCUUUGCACGCACUUUUGUAGAAAAUUCGCCGGUUCUAGAUCAAAUUGACCGCGAACUUCUGAAGAAGUCGAGGGGCGAAUUCACUCCAGGUGGAUGGUGCUUGGGAAGCUCAAAGCCUAGGAUAGAUACUUGUACUGUUUUUGGCAAGGCUAACAUAAUCAAACCAACUGCAGGUUCAAGGAGGCUGGAGGGGUUGCUUUUGAAGCUCUUGGACGAGGAGAACUUCAGACCCAGGCAAUGUAAAUAGUUAGAGGAUUGAUCUAGGAAAGUGUGAUAUAUGUUAAUACCAGAGCAAAUUUAUUCUUCAGACAGCUCUUUCUUCUUCUUUUUGUAUCUAUAUCUGAGCAGAAACGAGAGGUUCAUGUAUACAACCGUUAAUACAGUUAAGAAACUUCCAAUCUUUGCUCACUGUAUGAAACAACUUUCUUCAUGUUUUAUCACUGAUGUUAUUACCUAUGUUAAUAUAACUAUGAAAUUAAUGAGUUUUUUUUAAUAAGAUCA